AUGCUAAAUUUCUAAUUCGGCUCGGGUCUGUGUUUUUCGCAUUUUCUUCUCCCGACGCCGCAGCCCCCAAUUCUCCUCUUCCGCGAUUUCUCCAACGGCGACGGACGGCGACGACUCCGACAACCUCAGCGAGCAGCAACAUCCUCAUCCUAGGGUCAUCUCCGGCGGAGUGGUUCUGCUCUACGCGGCGAGGCUCCAUUCAAUUUGCUCCAGGCGGCGGUGGUUUUAUCUCAGAUCUAGGGUUUUCGCCGGAGUGGUUCUGCUCCGGCGAUUCCCUUCUAUCUUCUUCCCUACCUCAGAAGUUCCUCUGCCAACGGCGUUCCGAAAGCAGAAGAUUCCAAGGAAGAAGCCGACUGUGCCCUUCUUCUCCGGCUGUUCUUUCUUCCUCUCCAUUCCUACAUCUGAAGAUUUCUUUUCCGACGGUGUUGCGAACACAAGGAAUUCAAUAGAGGAAGAGGACGGCGGAGCAGUGAGCACCUUCUUCUCAAUUCCAGCUGGUCGUUUCUUCUUCUUCUCCGGCGAGUUUCCUCUCUUUCCAGCACUGAGCUCUGCGGAGGGAUUCUCCUGUAGACGGCGUUGCGAAAGCAGGAGUAUAUCCAGAGAUUUCAGUAUUUUCAGUCCUUUUCCGGCAGAAGCAAGCUCAAGCAUCACAAUUCCGGCUGCUUGCGGUGUGGUUGCGCUGUUGAGAGAAGCGCCGAUCCUCACACCCGAAGGAGUCAUCUCGGACGGGGAGAAACGCAGAAGGAGAUACCUGUUUGAUGUCCGGUAUGGGGAGCGAGGGUGAGCCGGCGAAGCUCCUCCUGCCCUACCUCCAAAGGGCCGACGAGCUCCAGAAGCACGAACCGCUCGUCGCCUAUUACUGUCGAUUGUACGCGAUGGAGCGAGGACUGAAGAUCCCACAGAAGGACCGCACGACGACCACCAAUUCCCUUCUGCUUUCCCUCAUGAAGCAACUUGAGAAGGACAAAAAGUCAUUGCAAUUAGGGCCUGAGGACAACCUUUAUGUGGAGGGUUUUGCAUCAAAUCUUUUUGCAAAGGCAGAUAAGCAAGAUCGUGCUGGUCGUGCAGAUCUGAAUACUGCAAAAACUUUUUAUGCUGCAAGUAUCUUUUUUGAGAUACUAUAUCAAUUUGGUGAACUUCAGCCUGAAAUUGAGCAAAAACAGAAGUAUGCAGUUUGGAAAGCUGCAGAUAUAAGGAAAGCUCUUAAAGAAGGCCGGAAACCUGAACCAGGUCCUCCAGGCGGUGAUCCUGAUCAAUCAAUUUCCUCAGGCCUCUCAAGCUACACUUAUGGCAUACAACCAAGCGAUGGAUUGCCAUCUAGUCAGCAAUUUGACAAUGCAUCGCCUCAGCAUAUACACAAGAAUUCAGGAGGAAGUGAGCAUUUUGUGGAUAAUUAUAGAAAUGCUGAUUUACCCCCAAAGAAUGCUGGUGAGCCACAGGGUUUUAGUCAGGCACCAUCCUCGUACCCAGGUCAUGAAUAUCCUAAUGAUAUUCACCAUGUUCAACCAACUAGCCAGCCUGAGUAUCCUGAUUACCCUAAAAAAUAUGAGCAUCACUCCUAUGGAAACGAGUACCAACACAUCCCUCAAAAUUCGGAAGAAAAUCUAAACCCUACUUUUUCAUAUCCCAAUUUUCAGUCUUAUCCAAGCUUCCAUGAUAGCACCUUCCCUGCGGCCCCUACUCAUCAGUCUUCUUACAACCAUGACCACGAUAGCACCUUCCCUUCUGCUCCUACUCAUCAGCCUUCGUACAACCAUGAUCACGAUGCUACCUUCCCUUCUCCUCCGACUCAUCAGCCUACUUACAACCGCCCCCAAGAUCCUGCAGUUUACUCUCACCAAUCUGCUCCUGUUCAACAUUAUGCACCACCUGUGCAGUACACUUCUAGCAGUGACCACCUCAAUCAUGGGGUACAAACUGUUCCAUCCUCUGAGAGGUACAAGUACGAUAGCAAUUAUGAACCGUCUGCUGCGAAAAUUGCGGAAGCUCACAAAGCAGCAAGGUUUGCAGUUGGAGCACUUGCAUUUGAUGACGUGACUGUUGCAGUGGAUCACCUGCGUCGAUCGCUUGAACUUUUGACCAAUCCUUCGGCUGAAACUCAUUAGUUUGUGUCUGUUAGGGUUGCUUAUACUAAGAUCUCAGUACUGUUCUGAUUGUUGCUUCGUUUGCUACUUGAGAUCUUUUGCCACCUCUUCAUAUUUCCUGCCCUUUUAUAUGUGUGAAAUGGCUUUUUAAAUACCAUAACGGCUUCUGAAAUAGUAUUAUUAAAUCUGGCUAUAUGCCCGUGUAUUUAAUCUGACCUAAAUAUAUUGUGGGAUUGGUUGCAAUCUA
Zingiber officinale is the source of this 2331-nucleotide messenger RNA. RefSeq names its product protein HOMOLOG OF MAMMALIAN LYST-INTERACTING PROTEIN 5-like. The transcript has 8 exons. Gene Ontology annotation, biological process: late endosome to vacuole transport via multivesicular body sorting pathway. Lineage: Eukaryota; Viridiplantae; Streptophyta; Magnoliopsida; Zingiberales; Zingiberaceae. Gene Ontology annotation, cellular component: multivesicular body. The coding region runs from base 759 to 2105 and encodes 448 amino acids. The record is from RefSeq and is a predicted model, not a curated record.